Molecule: messenger RNA, 1405 nt
Organism: Neogale vison (American mink)
Lineage: Eukaryota; Metazoa; Chordata; Mammalia; Carnivora; Mustelidae
Gene: CDC26
Product: cell division cycle 26
Exons: 4
Coding region: 206-529 (107 amino acids)
Biological process (GO): regulation of mitotic cell cycle; anaphase-promoting complex-dependent catabolic process; protein K11-linked ubiquitination
Cellular component (GO): anaphase-promoting complex
Source: RefSeq, a predicted model, not a curated record
GUAGAGUCACUGAGAAAAAGCACGCGGAGACGUGGUACUGCCGGGGAGAGGCUCAAAGCACUCUGGGAAGUGUAGUCCAGUUCGCUAAACAGAAGAUUCGCGGUGGGUGCCGGGGUUCCGGGAAGAGGCUGAACCGGCUUGAAAAGAGGUUGUGACUAUGCCUUUUAACUCUGGAGCAGGAGCACCAGAAGUGUUUGUUUAAUGAAUGACCUUUCCAUUUAGGACCUGUUUAGACCCUGAGGAUAACUCUGUGAAUUGUGUUGAUCUCAGUAUGCUGCGGCGAAAACCAACCCGCCUGGAGCUGAAGCUUGAUGACAUUGAGGAGUUUGAGAGCAUUCGAAAGGACCUGGAGACCCGUAAGAAACAAAAAGAAGAAGUGGACGUCGUAGGAAUCAGUGAUGGAGAAGGCGCCAUUGGGCUCAGCAGUGACCCCAAGAGCAGGGAGCAAAUGAUUAAUGAUCGAAUUGGUUAUAAACCCCAACCCAAACCCAACAAUCGUUCAUCUCAAUUUGGAAGUUUCGAAUUUUAGAGGCGGAUUAUCUUGCAUGCCAGAGCCCUGGAAUGGAGUAGAAUGAUGGCAGAAGUACAAACAAGAUUUAGAGAACUGAGUGCUUGCAGUCAAGUAGAAUGUUUUACCUCCUGCAGAGAAUACUUCUGCAUGAGAUUACUGAUGCUUAACUUUUGCUCAAAGUGGAAAUCAAAACUCUAGUUUGUCUCUGGAAAAUCUGACUCUAUAAAACUUGUCUCAUUUUUGUUUUUUAAAAUAAAUAUAUUUUUGGAAAAGUGUGCGACACCCUUAAUGAAGCAUAAUCCUAGCACUGUUAACCCUCAGACUUUAAAAGGUAACUGCUGUGAGAGGUAACAUCACUCUUCCCACCUUCAUUGAGAGACUUGAAGCACGGAACACUUGCAUUUGAUCCCUGUCACUGACUUUCUUCCAAUUCAUCUGUUCAGCAAGUAUUUAUUGAGUGCCUGUUAUGUGCCAGAUACUAUUCUAGGCACUUAGUAACAUCAGUGAACAAAAUCAAAGAUCCCUGCCUUUGUGGAGAUUAGAUUCUAGUGAUUUUGUGUAAAUGUGAUCAAGCUGUGGGUUUCCAGAAUCUGUUUACAGAAUGGCUUCAUAGCUAGUCUGAGUGUAAUUUCGGGAGAGGGAACAGUGGAGGGAAACACAAUAAUAGGACUGCUCCUAAAAGGAAUUACCGUCAUUCCGGUUUUCCUUCUUUUUCCAACUUGCCUAAAAAUUUUUCCAGGAGCCAAUCGAGAGGAUGAUUUAGAAUCAGGUCCAGGGCGCCGGGCUCGCUCAGUUGGAGGAGCAUGAGACUCGUGAUCUCGGGGUAGUGACUGCAAAGCCCACUUUGGGUGUAGAGAUUACUAAAAAAAAGUAAAUAAAGUUAAAAAAAAAUCA